This is a messenger RNA of Aspergillus steynii IBT 23096, 2257 nucleotides long. It is a transcript of the gene ugp1, whose product is annotated as UTP glucose-1-phosphate uridylyltransferase. Gene Ontology annotation, molecular function: UTP:glucose-1-phosphate uridylyltransferase activity. The transcript has 2 exons. The record is from RefSeq and is a predicted model, not a curated record. The coding region runs from base 391 to 1956 and encodes 521 amino acids. Gene Ontology annotation, biological process: glycogen metabolic process; UDP-alpha-D-glucose metabolic process. Lineage: Eukaryota; Fungi; Ascomycota; Eurotiomycetes; Eurotiales; Aspergillaceae. Gene Ontology annotation, cellular component: cytoplasm.
CUGUUCUGUGUCGCACCAAUGGUCGGCGUCAACGGGCGCCAAUGACGGCAGCUUGUCGACAUCCCUCCUUCCGCUGCGAUCGACGGCGUCGUGGCAACUUGCGAGCAAGACCCCUCCUCUGCUGCUGCUGCGGCGGCGGGAGAAGGAGGGGGCCCCCGCUUAAAUGGACUGUCGUGUCCGUCCUUCUGACGCUCGUUGUUGCUGGCUUUUUUCUGUUUCCUCGGUUCCGCCGUCCUGUCUUGUCCUCCUCCACAACCCUUUUUCUGUUAAGCUUCUUCCCUAAGCUUCCCGUUGCUGACUUGCCAUCCUUUGUCUCCAGCGACCUCGGUGGUGUUGACUUCUCUCUGCUCCCGCUUUCUCUCAUCGCUUCCCCUCCAAUUAUCAGACACAAUGGCCUCCAAAGCCUUGCCCUCUCACCUCCGCGCCCCCGCCAGCGAGUCCUCCAACGCUGGCGGCUUCGGCAAGCACCACGGAAAGUCCCAGUCUCACAUGGCAUUUGAAAAUGCUUCCACCAGCGUCGCUGCCUCGCAGAUGCGCAACGCCCUGAACGCCCUCGCCGAGUCGGUCCCCGAUACCAACGAGCGCAAGCGUUUCGAGGCCGAGACCGACAACUUCUUCGCCCUCUUCCGCAGAUUCCUCAACGAUAAGGCCAAGGGCAACGAGGUCAACUGGGACCGCAUCGCCCCUCCCCAGCCGUCGCAGGUCGUCGACUACGCCGAUCUCGGCGCCGAGGCCUCGGUCGAAUUCUUGAACAAGCUGGCCGUCGUUAAGCUGAACGGUGGUCUGGGUACCUCCAUGGGUUGCGUCGGACCCAAGUCCGUCAUCGAGGUCCGUGAGGGCAUGUCCUUCCUGGACCUGUCGGUGCGCCAGAUCGAGCACCUGAACCGCACCUUCAACGUGAACGUGCCCUUCGUUCUCAUGAACUCCUUCAACACCGACCAGGACACCCAGUCCAUCAUCAAGAAGUACCAGGGCCACAACGUCGACAUCAUCACCUUCAACCAGUCCCGCUACCCCCGUAUCAUCAAGGACUCUCUCCUCCCCGCCCCCAAGUCGUACGACGCUCCCCUGCAGGACUGGUACCCUCCCGGUCACGGUGACGUCUUCGAGUCGCUCUACAACUCCGGUACCCUCGACAAGCUCCUGGAGCGCGGCGUCGAGUACAUCUUCCUGUCCAACGCGGACAACCUGGGUGCCGUUGUGGAUCUCCGCAUCCUGCAGCACAUGGUGGACACCGAGUCCGAGUACAUCAUGGAGUUGACCGACAAGACCAAGGCCGAUGUCAAGGGUGGUACCAUCAUCGACUACGAGGGCAAGGCCCGUCUCCUGGAAAUCGCCCAGGUGCCCAAGGAGCACGUCAACGAGUUCAAGUCCAUCAAGAAGUUCAAGUACUUCAACACCAACAACAUCUGGAUGAGCCUGCGUGCCAUCAAGCGUGUCGUGGAGGAGAACGAGCUGGAGAUGGAGAUCAUCGCCAACGAGAAGUCCAUCCCCGCCGACAAGAAGGGCGAUGCCGACCAGGCCAUCUACCAGCUGGAAACCGCCGUGGGUGCCGCUAUCCGCCACUUCAAGAACGGCCACGGUGUCAACGUGCCCCGUCGCCGCUUCUUGCCCGUCAAGACCUGCUCCGAUCUCCUGCUCGUCAAGUCCGACCUGUACCGCCUGGAACACGGCCAGCUGGUCAUGGACCCCAACCGUUUCGGCGGUGUCCCCGUCAUCAAGCUGGGUUCGGACUUCAAGAAGGUCUCGGACUUCCAGAAGCGCAUCGGCAGCAUUCCUCGCAUCGUCGAGCUCGAUCAUCUGACCAUCACCGGUGCCGUGAACCUCGGCCGCAACGUGACGCUAAAGGGUACCGUCAUCAUCGUGGCGACCGAGGGCAGCACGAUCGACGUGCCUCCGGGCUCCGUGCUGGAGAACUGUGUCGUGCAGGGAAGCUUGCGUAUUCUGGAGCAUUAGAUGCCGUGAUCUUCCCCUUCUGCGCUUUUCUUCAUUUCUACCGAUUCCCCCUUUCUUUUUUUGUUUGUUUUACACAGCCCUAAUUGAUUCCCUGUCUGGAUGGAGGCAUUUGCAUGGGUUGAUAGAAGCGUGUUAGAGGACAUUGGAGGUGGUCGAGAACGCCGGCUGUUAUUUUUUUUGGAUCCGAUUCAAUCAUGGGAUCUGGCGAUCGAGUUCUAGUGUUCGAAGAUGUUUCAUGACAACAUGUUCGUUGUGGGAAUACAAGAAACUAGUUUAAUCCAGCCUCUUUUGCACUUGUUAG